This is a messenger RNA of Pyrus x bretschneideri (Chinese white pear), 588 nucleotides long. RefSeq lists its product as uncharacterized. The record is from RefSeq and is a predicted model, not a curated record. The transcript has 2 exons. Lineage: Eukaryota; Viridiplantae; Streptophyta; Magnoliopsida; Rosales; Rosaceae. Bases 4 to 438 code for a protein of 144 amino acids.
AAAAUGUUGGUGAGUCCUAAGCUUCUCCCUGGAUUUGGCUACAAGAAUCAUCUUCUGGGAAUUGAGGAAGCAUCGUAUAAAUGCACUGACUCCGUAGAACGCAAAUCCCAGUGUAAAGAAGAUUGUAUUGACUUCGUGGACCCCAAAUCCCAUCAUAAAAAAGAUGAUAAAGGUUGUGGAUUCUUGAAAGGACCUGCGAUGUUCAUGGUAACUGACAGUCUCAAUGUAAGUCCAAUAUCUGCAAUUGUCGGCAUGUCAAUUCUAUGCGAACUGAACGUACCUGUGACUGAUGUUGAGGUACAAGUGGCUCAUGUGGGGAAAGAGGAGGCUAUCCGUCUUUUGAUGGCUUCUUUUGUUUGUGCCUCUGCUUUAACUAGUGUCUUCCUUACGAAGCCGAAGCGAAUUGGAGAUUUAGGGUGCCUAAGUUUUCUAUUUUAAGAAGAGAUAUGCACCUUCUGGUACAAAUUUAUGUACCUUUUUUCUUAUGCACCAUCAUCGUUUUGUGUUAUAUGACCUAUAUUUUGUGCUGCUUAUAUUCAGGGAUGCACCUUGCUAUUUUCAGAUAUUAUUCUUGUUAUUUUCUCUUCA